AUUUCUCCUGAAGAUGCGCCAUGCUUUGCGCUUGACUUCAAAGGUCGAGGGCCGGUUGAAGCACCAUAACCCAAAGCGGAAUUCGAUCGUCUCCCUCUCCUGCGAUCUCGCUUCCCUCCUGCAAUCCUGCAAUCGGACUUCCCAAAUCGCCCAAGUUCAUGGCUUUAUGGUCACGAAUGGUCUGCAACACGACCCUUUCUCCGUCAGCAAGCUUCUCGCUUCGUCAAUACAAGACACGCAAUAUGCGGCCUCCAUAUUCGAGAAUUUCCGAGACCCAAAUCUGUUCAUGUUCAACACUAUGCUUAGAGCCUAUUCCAUUAGCGGAACACCCUGGAAGGCCUUUGGUGUUUUCAAUAACUUGAGGGCUCGAAGCUUCUUGCUCGAUCAGUUCUCCUUCAUCACGACCCUUAAAGCAUGCGCGCGCGAAUUGGCUGAGGAAAACGGGCAGGCGAUACAUGGACUUGUGUUGAGAUCUGGGCAUUUAUUGUUUGUGGAAGUUAAGAAUGCACUUUUGCACUACUAUGGUGUUUGUGGGGAAAUCGGACACGCCCACAAGUUGUUUGAUGAAAUGCCAGAGGAGAAUGAUCUUGUAACGUGUAACACAAUGAUGGCUGCUUAUAUGCAAGCUUCUCAACCAGAUAUGGCGUUGAAAUUGUUCAGGGAGGGGGUCAGGUGUGGCCAGGGAGUCAGCGAGACCUCAUUGUUGUCCGUUCUGUCGGCUCUCGGUGAAUUUCAGGAUUCACGUGGAGGCGAGUCCAUUCAUGGCCUUUGGAUAAAGGUCGGCUUCCAUUCUAAUAAGAACGUUGUGACUGCUCUUAUUGACAUGUAUGCAAAAACAGGUAGUAUAGAAUCAGGACGUAGGCUUUUUGAUGAGACCAGGUCUAGAGACGUUGUCCUGUGGAACUGCAUGAUAGACAAAUAUGCAAAAGCUGGGCUGCUAGAUGAAGGGAUAGCUCUGCUAAAGCUGAUGAAAAGUGAACGAGUCAAUCCAAAUUCCUCCACUUUGGCAAGUCUACUCUCAGCCUGUGCUUCCACCGGAUCUAUCAAACUUGGCCGGUACUUAAGUAGCUUCGUCGAACUAGAGGCAAUGAAGCUGGAUGCAGUUCUCGGUACAGCUUUGAUCGAUAUGUUCGCCAAGUCUGGGUUUCUAGACAAAGCCGUCGACAUCUUCCAGCGAAUGCAGAGCAAAGAUGUCAAGUCCUGGACUGCCAUGAUCUUAGGUUAUGGAGUUCAUGGGCAGUCGAGCAAUGCUGUUGCUCUCAUGUACAGAAUGGAGGAUGAAGGAUACAGGCCAAAUGAGGUCACUUUCUUGGCUGUACUAAGCGCUUGUAGUCAUGGCGGGAUGGUGAAAGAAGCAAUGGAAUGCUUUCGGAGGAUGGUUGAACGAUAUGGUUUUUUACCCAAAGCUGAGCACUACGGUUGCAUUAUUGAUCUCUUGGGUCGUUUGGGAUUGUUGAAGGAAGCACAAGGCUUGAUCGAAAGGCUGCCACCAAUCAAGAGAGAUGCCACUGCUUGGCGUGCAUUACUUGCAGCCUGCAGAGUGUAUGGAGAUAUUGAGUUAGGGGAACGUGUGAACAGAGUAUUGGUUGAAAUGGAUGAUCAACAUCCGACUGAUUCAAUGCUUCUAUCAGGUACUUAUGCCAUAGCUGGAAGGUUGGGAGAUCUUGGGAUCUUUCUGGAGACAACAGAUGAGCGGGUAGAUACCAAGUUUAGGUAUAAGUCAAUAGGAAAGCAAGAAAAGAGGGUUAAAGAAGCUGGAUGUAGCAUGAUUGAGGUUGACCGGGGAUGAAAACAUAUUUGGGCUUGAACUUCAUGCAACCAUGUUUCUUUAGUAGAAAAAUGGGGGAGUAAUAGGUUGUAUGGAUGUCAAUUGCGGAAGACCUUCGUUAUAGUUUUUCUAUAGGUUGAUAGUUUGGCAGAGCGCUCAUGGCAAGAAGCUGAGUGUGCAAAGUGGUGUCAAUCCAUUGAAGACGGGAGACGACUUUAUGAUUUGAUCGAUGGGAAGAUUUGCCACCUAUGUAGGUCAGUGGGAUCCUUCACAUGGUUCAAGUUUUCUAUUAGUGAUGCUUUGUAGUAUCUGAACUGUGAAUCUUUUCACACUAUUUUGCAAGUUAUUGAAUUUUCUAAUAUAAGUUGUUCAUAUGGUUACUGCUGGUAUCUUGGUACAUCUACUGCCAUAACUAGAAGUUAGCAGUGUAAAAGUUUAUUAAGAUCCCUCAAUUUUCUCUCCCUCAAGCUCCCUUGUGAUAAAGAGUUGUCGAGGAAAGCUAAAGAAAUGUGUGCUUAAUGUCGAACGGGUUUAGAGGAGAUGAAGUUAUUUAGAUGUUCCGAGUUAUAAAGCUUAUGCUACUACUCCUUUUGAAGAGUUUGGGAGGAUAAUCGAAUUUUUAACAGUCUACAGUCUCCGGUUAACGCUGUGUAUGCUUAUUGUGUUUCCUACUCCCUAUUACAAGAUGAAAUAUCCAUUUGUGCAGGCAGAAAACUGUUGGUCUUCGCACUGUGUUGCAGUUGUGAGAUGGUCUAAGGACAGUUCAUUGGAGAUUGUUUGUACACAAGGUAUGUUCCUCGCAUUUGCAUUGCCUUUGUUUGUGUAAAAUCAGCUCUGCUGGUGUUUUCAGCAAGUGUAGUUACCAAGCCUGGCACAUGUACAUGCUCAAUUACAAGUAUCAGCACUUAUUCCUCCGUCUUUCGAACAGAUAAUGGGAGCAUGUACUUGGAGCGUUGAAACUUCGAACUGGAUAUGCCACAUCUGCCUUGGUUGGGAGUUUGCAACUGCAGUUUCUGUUUGCAAUCCAAAGAGCUUGCUUUCACCGGAGCACUUCACAAGGAGGUAACUGAUCGCUGGAAAUCUGACCCUUGCUUUCUAUGUUGUUCAUAAUACAGUUGUAGAGUUGGUGUCUCUAUCUCCUUGUUAAUUUGUGUAAUAUCUUUGGUUUUCUCAAUCUUUUUUCCAGAUAGCAAACUUGGGCUACAAGUCAGUUGCACCCUGUCUCCAUCCAAACCCAACAACCAGAAAACAAAUGUUGCACAUACCACAGGGCCCUGACAGUGAAGAUUCUGCUAAAAGGCCACCUGCAUUUUCAACAACAAACCUUUCAAUUUCUCAAAGAUACUGGAAAGAUGAAAAACCAGUAACGAACUAAUGCAAUUCAGUUCAGUGCGGUCUGAUGUGGUUUUGUUUCAAAGGUCGUGGAACUAUACUUAGCCUUAGCCCUUUGAAUUUCCAUAUCAUUGUUUUCUCCUCUUUCCAAUUUAUUUUGGCUUCAUUUUUCACGACAUAUAUAAGUAGUUACAACCGAGGAUUGUGCAAAAUCUAAGUGAAUUGACGUUGUUUAGACUAAGAAUUGUGUUUAAUUAAGUUUCAAUAUGAAACUGUCUUUCCAUUUUGCAUUGUUUUAUGUUUUAUUUUAAGCUUUCUAAGUUUAUUGUUUCUUCAAAUGCAACCGGGCAUACCUUAUCAAUGUAGUGUCAAGUUUUGCAUAUUUAAACCAAGAAAUGAUGAUAAUGAAUGAAAAGACAUGUUCUAGGGUUUCAUUUCCAACCAAAACCUUUCAGCAUGUUAUGAGAGUUUGGUUAGGAAAACUCCAAAAGGCGUCAAUCUACUUUGAUUUUUCUUGCCUUUCGUAGUUCGCAUAUUCGAGUUUUGAAGUGAUCUUCACUAUCUCCUAUUACGUUCAUCCACCUACCAUUGUGCGUUCCGACGAUGUUCAACUGUGUAAGCAUGUUGUUACAAAUAAAAAUGUGAGCACCGUAGUUGUAUCGUCUACUUAUUUUAUCAUGCCGGGCUUUAUUUAAAAGAAAAACAACACAUGAGCAACGCCAAAAAGGCAUAUGCAGCUUUGCAUGCACGUCCAGAUGACACUACUCCAUCCAACUUGAGACAAGGGUAAGAAAAAGAGAGAGAUUUGGUGGUCAAUCAUUUCUAAAGCAUGUCGAUGUAAAACAUGGAUUAUGAACAGAAGCCAUUGGAAAAGCUCUUCCUAAUCUACAAGUGGUGUACUUAACAUUCCUAAUUGUAGUGGAUGGAUUGUUUCACAUCCCAUCAUAGUGCUAUCAAAACCCACUUAGAAUUGUUGCGUUGAGAAGUAAAAAAUGGUAAUUUGGAUACAUGUUAAUUCCCUUUUGUAGGAUAAAAAGAAAAAUCCUAAUCUGUACUAAAAAUCAAAAUGGAGCACAAUGUUCCCGAUUAUAAAGAGUCAUGCAAGAACCAAUUUAACAUAAACACACAAGAAGAUUCUAACACAUGAACACUUCAUAAAAAAAUAAUAUGAGUUGGAAUUCAACAAAUAACUAAUGAUUUUCGAUGAUCAAGUUGAACACUCAAACAUAUAGUGGAAAAUGCUGGAAAUCUCUAAUAUGAUGGGUGAUGGAGCAAGCAUGAUUUCAUUCAACCAUUCUAAUUAAUCGAAUAACAAUUCAUAAGUCAGUCCAGAGAACCAAUCCCUAAAAACCUCAAAUCUUUUUCUAAAAAAGCAUUUUUAUCUCAUCACUUAUGUACCAUUAUCAUUCGAGAACACAUAUCGAAAGUCGGAAUGGAAGGGACCAACAUUAAUAAACUAGUUACACAAACUUUCUAUUGAGAAAUUAUAUCCAAAGCAGUAAAAUCGAAAAUGGGGGUAAAAUCGGAAUCGUAAAAUCGUAGAAUUUUAAGGUCCAUAUAAAAACGAAGACGAAAUAAUAUUAGUAAGGAAAAUCAUGAAUAACACAAAAGCACAUAACACUUACAAUGAUAAUUUUUCAAGGUUAAUGUUAAGAGGUCGUGAAUCGAUGAUGACUAAUAGGUUGAUGUGAAUUGAUUAUAAUCAAUGGUGAUUAGUGUGAGAGAACUAGAUGAUGUUGGUGAAGGAGAAGAAAAAGAGGCGUAAUUUUGAAAAUUCUGGGGGAAAUAUGUAAAAUUGACUCUAAGAUUUGAAUCUUAAAAUCGUAAGAUUUUGAAGAUUUUAAGGAUUUAAAUCGUGAAUAGUGUAGGAUUUUAAGGUCCAUAGAUUUUAUAGUGAAAUCAAUAUCGGAAUAGGUAAGUAAAAUCGUAAAACAGUAUGAUUUUAGGAUUUAAAUCAGAAUUUUGACUAAUUAUAUCAUUAUCAAUCAUCAUCCAUCCUAUGGACUAGACCACUAGCUACUACUAUCAUGUUAAUUAUGAUUAUCUUCCAAAUCAAACGAAGUGCUCUCGUCAAAACCUCACCAAUUUCUCCAUAAAAGUAUACUUCAAAAGGUGAAUAAAACCAUCAUUUCGCUUUGCAUGGUGACAAUACGCAAAGGGACACAAGAGGUACAAAUCAAACCAACCACUUCCUCUCCUCUUCUCUCCCUUUCUUUCUUGGGCAAAGUAUUGAUAUUUUAGACUUUUAGUUUAGUUCUUCUAUGCAAAGUAUUGAUAUUUUCACCCAAAAGAAUUUUCUACCAUGAGAGCAUAAUUGAUUAAUAAGUGGGUGUGGGGUGCCGGUUGGGUUAAUUGAAACCAUAAAAAAAUAAAAAACUGAACUAUGAUGUUUACCCAAAAGCAAAAUUGAACCUGUUAAAAACUUAUUGGUUAACCAAAAUUUGAUAAAAUUUUAUUGGAUUCAGUUAGAACAAACGGGAAAUUUAAACCUCUACAUUCUCAAUUAAAACCAAAACUCUCUACACUGCUCAACUAAUAAUUACGGGUUCAAUUUCUUUUAUGUUUUUCGGUUUAACUUAGAACCAUUGAUAUACAAACUGGGUUGGAAAACGAAAACUCAUAACCGCUAUCCCAGCCCUAGGUGUCAUCAAUGGAACUCUGGAGAUAUAAUAUUUUAUGUUUAACAUUGUCUCGUGAAAAAUAUAACCUACACGAGCUGCCAAUUAAGUAGUAUAGCUUGAUUCGCCCUAUUAUCAUGAUUAAGUUGACAAUCAUGAUGACUAGACAUUCAUUAUAGUUGUGAAUCACUCAGCUUAAAAACUAAUAAGUGGAUUAGGCUAAUGAAAUUUUGGACAUGAAGGGUUUGAGUUAAAUGCUAUUAUGUUGUUCAUCGGAGAGAAUACAAACUAUGAGAGAUAUAUUAAUCAGACAAUAUCCAUUGAUUCAUAUAUUAUAAUGAUUGAGCUAACGAUUAUAGUGAUCAGUUGAUUAUCUUCGAUUGUGGAGCACUCGAUCGUUAUGGAAGUGAAUAACUAUGACCCAUAUUUUUGUUCAGUCAACCGAAAUUAUGGUUAUAGAUAGCAAAAGGGUAUUUUGGCUUUCUCCAAUAGCUAGUUGACUGAUUGAUUAACGUUAUUUAUGGUUUUAUUUCUAUCCAACUUGGAUUAGGAAAUUAUGAAGGAAACAAAUAAAGAGCUCAAGCAUCCGAUCAGUAUCAUAAAUUCAUAAUGAUAUUAUGCACGUGGAUUAACUGGCUUCCAUGUCUCCCAUUUAGGGGCGUAGGCAGGGAUUUUGGUAAGGUGGGUCGAAUAGUAAUAUAGGUUCCGAUAAGCGAUAAUAGGUAACCUGAAUCAGAUGAUGAGAAAUAGUAAUAUUCUUAUUUUCACGAUCAAGUUGCCAGCAACAUCGUCUUCUAGCCAACCACCUACCCAUUAACCACCAAGGAAACUCCGUCGAUCUGGGAGGACGAAGAGGUGGUAGUCCCGAUAGUGUGUGCCUCUGCUUCUCCGAUUUGCUCCUAAAAUCUUACAGAUAUCUUGUCAUGUUAUUUCUAGGUUUUACCAAGAUAAGCUUUGAAGAUCAUUAGAAAAAUGAGACUUUGAUCCGAAAAGUCUACCCUAAUUGACUUCAAUUGAGUUUUUAUAUGCAGUAAAGAGAAGCCAAUCGACCACAAAUUUAAACUCAAGCCCACAUAUCUAGGAGAACUCGUUUUUCUAGCAAGCCCAUCAAAAAACAAUGUGUUAAAGUGAUAUUUAAACCCACUUUCACUUCACUUUACAACCUACAACUAAUUUUAAAACGCAAAUGUUUUCAUUAAACACAUAAACAAGGUUCCCUUUAUAUAUGUUUCGAUCAAAGCAGCAGCUUAUGCAAGUUUGGACCAAGAACAGAGUAUGAACACAAAAUAAAAUAUGAAGAACUGAAAAAUCUAUUACUUGUCUGUGUGUUGCAAAGCCAAGGUGGUGCAGCCGACCCACCUUAGUCUGCUCUGUCUCCACCCCUGCUCCCAUUAGUACAUGUUUAUGAUUUUUUUUUGUAAUUUCCAUUUACCCAUUAAUCCAUUAACUAAUGAAGUUUAAGGGGGCAAGUCGCAAAUAACGUAACAGGAUUAAGGCUUCCAAAUUGUCUUGAUGACGGCUCUUGACUAAGGUUUUGAUUGCUUUCACCCUUGGCCAUCCAUUGAAUCAAUCCCAUUAACUCCCACAAAUUAAUUUAAAGCUUCCUUGAUUAUGAAGCAAUGGCCAAUAGUCCAACCUGCUAUCUGGAUACUAGUUUGUGAUGUUUUGAAUACUAGUCUGUGCUAUCUAUAUACUUUAGUAAAAUCAGCAUAUUGGA
Linum trigynum is the source of this 7435-nucleotide messenger RNA. Lineage: Eukaryota; Viridiplantae; Streptophyta; Magnoliopsida; Malpighiales; Linaceae. The record is from the annotation of a GenBank genome assembly.